CAAACACGGCGUCUUGAAGCUCUUGAACUGCUUUGACAUGGAUUGUGAGACACCAUGUUCAUUCAAGUUUGCUGAUGAUAAGAUUAUAGAGUCUACACCGGCAAAGCUGGCUGGUAUAUUUUGCAUGCAGAGGAUUGGAAGCAGAAAGGGUCAGAAGCUGUUAAAGUACUAUUGUCCUAGUGAUUUGACUGACAAUGUUUUAUACAGCAAAUACUUCACCGAUAUCAAAUCUACAAAGCAUCAGACGACGGUGACUAAGACAAACAUUUUAGAGAAGAUAAAACAACUUAUGGCAAAAAGGAGAAAAAGUGGGAAAAGAAAGAAAGUUGAUGAAAAGGAUCUAGUUUGCCUGAUAGGUCUUUAUCUUUGCUGUGUAUUGUUUUUUGGCGACAAAAAUGCCAAUGGAGUGAACGCGAAAUAUCUUAGUAUCGUUGAAACUUAUGAUACGGUGCUCAAGGUGUCGUGGCCUGAUUUAAUACACGAGCACUUGUUUGAAGAGAUUCAUACUAAUCUUAGUUGUUUGUCAAAUGUGAAGGCUUGUGUGCAAUACCUACUGUUAUUGUUUGCUGAACACACGCCAGCAGGAUUAAUCCCGAAAGUUGAGAACCACGAGGAAGAUAUCCCGAGGGUUGGGAGAUGGGAUAUAUACCAGAUUUCUGAUUACAUUUGGAAAACAGACAUGACACAGUUUUCGCCAACUCCUAGCUUUGUGGCUGAGUUUUCACAGCUUGAGAAGCAGCUGGGUAUAUCAACCGUGGUACCCAGCAAGGACGACCUGCAAAGUUGGCUGAAAGCGCAAACUAUUGAGAAUAGCCAUCUGAAAGAGCAACUGCAAGAAAAGCAAGCAAUGCUUAAAGCAGUGUAUGCAAUUGCAAGAGAAGGGAUAUCAGAAGGGGACCUUUCAGGAACAGCGGAAUUCAAGGUUCACAAAUUUAGUUGCCAAAUUAUGCAAGCAAUGGGUAUUGAUCCUUACAAAGUGACCCAGGAAGAGUUUAUGCAACAUGAAGAUGAUGUACAUGGAGGUACUGAGCAUGGAGCUACUGAGCAUGAAGAAGAAGAGUUACAAUUAGUUGAGACAGAGCAACAAGGAGAUGGAAGUACUGAGCAAGAGAAAGAGAAAGAUGACGCGGAAACUUCCUUCCAUGAAGAAUUUCCAUGUAUGAGCCUUGCAGCUGGAAAUACGCCAACAAUUCUGCAAGCUCAAACUGCUGCAGAGGGGCACAAAAGACCACUCAGGACAUAUAGUUCGAGUAUGAAGAGUGUGACAACUUGCAAGACUCCACCAAAGAAAAGGCCUGUCGCAAAGCAAAAGCCCACUCCUACAAAUAAUGUUGAUGAGGAGCAGAAGAAAAUGUUGAAGAGACACCUGUUACGGAUGAGGCACAGAAGAAAGCUGCAGAUGGUGGAGUUGUGGAUGGGGCAGCCAACUCCUGGAACUUUUGAUGACAGUUCUGCUUCAACACAGUUUGAGGACUCCAUGGUGAUAACUGCUACAACACCGCAAACACAGCCUGACAAUGCUCAGACCUACAGGUUGGUGCAACUAGGAGCUAACCCCGAUGAUAUGACGAAUGUUGAAGUGAGUGAAAUGAUAGAUGAGAUCGUCAGCAACAUUAACAAAACUGAACAUGGACCCGCAGUGACGGAGAAUGCAGAACCUACCUCAACUGCUACAACGCAGGAAAACGUUUUUAGCCUUGGAUUAGAAAAAACUCCAAAACCUGCAGGAGAGUUACUGAAGGAAGCUGCGAAUACAAUAAGAGAAAGGCAACCAUCAUUCAUACAACAACGUAGACAUUACUUGGAUGGAACGCAAAGAAGAUGGUAG
Molecule: messenger RNA, 1828 nt
Organism: Papaver somniferum (opium poppy)
Lineage: Eukaryota; Viridiplantae; Streptophyta; Magnoliopsida; Ranunculales; Papaveraceae
Exons: 7
Coding region: 38-1828 (596 amino acids)
Source: RefSeq, a predicted model, not a curated record